AUGCUUGGAUCAGUUCGUGCCUCUGUGCUGGAUGUCAUGGGCAUGGUAAGGAAUACCUGUUCUGCGGGAGUUGUUUUAUAGUUUUGUCCUUCAUUACUUUGCCCAUCAGAGUGAACGUGAAGUUCUUUAUAAUAAUUAUGGGAGUCACCAUUCUGUCUGAGGUGUGUUGUGGUUUAUAGCUCAGGAUGAACUAGCUAAACAAGGUCAGACAACACAAUGACCUGCUUUGUCUACGCUGCGUAGCCACAUCAUUAGAUCAUUUAAACAUGCUUGUCUAGAACCGUUGGAAAAACUCUGUUAAAUAUCUGCUCCGAAUUAAGAUGUCUGCAGAAUUGGGUGUCAGCUAUGAUGACAUGACACCUUGACUUAGAAAAAAAUAUAUUUUGGUAUUGAACUACAGUAAGUGAAGUGGUUUUACACACGGUAACAGAAUGUAAUCAUGGAUCCCUGAUCUGUACUACACACAAAUGCAGAAUUAUGGAUAUGAAUCAGGGUUUCCGGUAAAUGCCAGGCUUUUGGCAAAAAAAUACAUAAAUUAAAAGCUGCUAAAUAAAAUAGUUGCCGGCCAAAUUGGACCCCCCCCCCAAAAAAAAACUCAUUGCAAAAUAAGGCGCUUUAUUCAUUGAUGGAAAUACCAGUCGAUGUGCUCCAACAUCAAAGGCAAAUAUACUUCAUAGGAUAAUAAAUCCUCAAGCUGCUUGGAAAUUAGUGUCGGGGUGUGUGUGUUUCUGUUUGGAGAAGAUUGUGUUGAUUAUCCGUCUCCAGUGUGCCUGCCGAGAGGGGAUUAUUUCUCCAAAACGGAGUAAAGAUGGCCUCCAGAUCGCUCCUUCUUGAGGACAAAGUAACGAGGCUGAUGCACAUCAAGCUACUGAAAGGAGUUGGACAGUUUGGACUUCCCAACAGCAGCGGCUCACUUUAAGCAGGCCAAGUUCUGCCGCAAAUGCAAGUAAAUUAGAGGCAAAUGAUUGUGCUCGUCAGGCCUGGUCCUAGCAGUUCUGUUGCCGUCCUAGGCAAGAUCAACAUAUUCCCCCCCGUGUCAUGUAUAGUUUAAAGAUUAGGAAUGGAUUGAAAGUAAUUAUGUGUCUCAUGCACAGUUGAGCUUAUUCAGUAGGACUUGGAAACGAAACAUCGUUGCCAAUUAUUCACAUCGGAGAGUUACAAUGUUACAAUCACUAGGCAGCCAACUGUCUAUAGUAGGAAACAGAGAUGUUAUCAAUAAGCCACGUAUAUCACACAUGACACGAGUCACUACCCCACGAUAGGUUAAAUGACAAUCAACAUAACAUUUAUUAACUUCAUCCAGUAGAACUGUAAAAAUAGUGAGUUAUAAUUUGAGCUUUGGAAACAAGUGUGUUCAAUUAAAUGCAUGGCACCGGCCUCGUUUCACAGGAGCAUUGCGCAAAAUUAGCUUUCUCUCAAUGAAACAGCCUUAACGAAUGUAGUUUAUUUACAUAUCCAAUUUGAUUGUCCAACGUCAGUUUGAUCAUUUAUUCAUUUUGUGGCCGCCUAGAGUGUCCUCUUUCCACUGCUGUGGUGCUGCAUCGCAGCGGGAGUGGGACGAGCCGGCCCGGUCAUGGCUAGAAGGGAUCCAGCUUUUGUCAAAUUAACGUCAAAAGUAGAAUUUGUUUGCAUUUUAGCUAACCCUAACCCUUUUCCUAACCUUAACCUAAUUCUCCUAACCUGAGUUCUAACCUGCUACCAAAACUCAAAUCUGACAUUAAUUUGAUCCCUUCUAGCCAUGACCAGCCGGCCACGGUGUUCAUAGACAGACAUGUUAUUUAUUAGGCCUAGUUAAAAUGUUAAUGCCUAGGCUAAAUUAAAUUAGAGAGGCCUAUAUUGUAUUUAAAAACGGCUGUGUUUUGUUAUUUAUUAAUGAAAAUGUUCAUACAAAUAGCCUUUAGGACAGGUCGUUCGCAAAUUAUAUUAUACAAAUAUUAUAUUUUGAAGAUGUGUUUUAUUACUGAAUGAUUUUCAUUUAUGUUUUAUAGCAGAGAUGAAGACGUAACGGGCAAUGUUUUGCUUUUGAAUAAAACCUGUCAUGUUGGUAUAAGAACAUUGUUCUUCUUUACAGGCUCAUUUCUAUUCCGUUAAAAUGAAUUACAAUAAUCUAAAUGGGAUUUUGAGCACCGUGGGUGGACGCCCUAAUGCGCUACACUCCCAAUGCAUAUGGAUGUCCGGUACAUUUCUCAAAUGUCCGGUAAAUUAGAAUCUUGCCGGUCACGUUGUCCGGUGCCAAAUUUUCCUUGCGGGAAAACCCUGAUAUGAAUGCCAUUCUCUUCAUGGUGACGUAUCCUAAAUAGGUACGCAAAGGUAGAAAUAUGCGAUAUCCUCCUUUCGCAUAUUUUCGUAUUAUUCUACACAUUGGCUAUUAUUUUAAUGAGCUCCGCCACAAAACAAGACCAGAUUUGCUAGGACCGGACCAAAUCUGAACAAAUCAUCGACAUCUAUGUUUAACGAGUUUGGACAUCAAAGUAGAGCACAGUAGAGCUCAGUGGAGAACAGUAGAGGGUACUCUAAUCUAGUGCAGUGGUGUGUAUUCAGACUCCUGAGUGGCGCAGUGGUAUAAGGCACUGCAUCGCAGUGCUAACUGUGCCACUAGAGAUCCUGGUUCGAAUCCAGGCUCUGUCGCAGCCGGCCGCGACCGGGAGACUCAUGGGCGGCGCACAAUUGGCCCAGCGUCGUCCAGGGUAGGGGAGGGAAUGGCCGGCAGGGAUGUAGCUCAGUUGAUAGAGCAUGGCGUUUGCAACGCCAGGGUUGUGGGUUCAAUUCCCACGGGGGGCCAGUAUAAAAAAAAAAAAAAUUAUUCACUAACUGUAAGUCGCUCUGGAUAAGAGCGUCUGCUAAAUGACUAAAAUGUAAAUGUAAAUGUAUUCAUGAUGUGUUUCAUAAUUUUCCUUCAGUUCGCGAGAGGCUGGAUGUAUCUCACAGGAGAAAGCUUCCGAGCGAGCGAAACAGCGCCCCUCUGUCUCUCUAUGUGUAGGCCAUCUAUCUUAAUGCUGUCUGGUCAAAACAAGUAUGACAUUGUUGCCUGCCCGUAGCGUUGAAGGCAAGGGAAGCCAGCGAGCAUCUGGCCACCCUUGACAAAAAAAAAAAAAAGUAUUUAAAAAAAAUGAGCCAAUCUUCGUUGAGCUAAACUGAGCGGGCUUGGCUCGUUGAGCUAAACUGAGCGGGCUUGGCUCGUUGAGCUAAACUGAGCGGGCUUGGCUCGUUGAGCUAAACUGAGCGGGCUUGGCUCGUUGAGCUAAACUGAACGGGCUUGGCUCGUUGAGCUAAACUGAGCGGGCUUGGCUCGUUGAGCUAAACUGAGCGGGCUUGGCUCGUUGAGCUAAACUGAGCGGGCUUGGCUCGUUGAGCUAAACUGAGCGGGCUUGGCUCGUUGAGCUAAACUGAGCGGGCUUGGCUUCCCCGGUGAUUUUUACCCACGCACCGCUACUGCUCUACUGUGUACUGAACUAUACUCUACUUUACUCUACUGUCCAAACUUGUAAAACAUAGACGUCUAUGAUUGGGGACCAAAUCUAAACCAAUCAUGGUCGCUAUGUUUGGGCCAAAAAACGAAGGCCGGUUCCAGAGCUAUGCCCGCUCUUCAAUAGUGACUCAGAGUUGAAAAAUCAAAGAAGAAUGUGGUGGGCAGUUUAUUAAAUCCAAAUCCAGGGUUUGCUCCCGUACCAAAUAACAUUAGCAGUCACCUGUUUACAACCCGUGAAUAGAUGUUUCACAGAGCUAUGCCCAGUAACCGGAGUUAGGCCACAAUUACAUUUGACUUCAGGUCAGUCCAGGAAAUGCUUGUCGCUUAUCCUUUUAAAUUGACGUGAACAAUACAGCAGGCUAUGUAACCUACAACAGUGUACUUGGUCUGCUAUUUAACCUACAACAGUGUACUUGGUCUGCUAUUUAACCUACAACAGUGUACUUGGUCUGCUAUUUAACCUACAACAGUGUACUUGGUCUGCUCUGUAACCUACAACAGUGUACUUGGUCUGUGAGGGAGGCCCUCUCUGUCUAUCCUGUUGCAGUGAUGUGUUUCCUCUGCAUUCCCUGUCAUUGUGUGACCAGCAAGCCAGAGGACUUUUGUUAAGGUCAGCUGGUAAGGUCUAGUGUGUUUGGUCGGUGUAGAGGAUGUGUCCCAAAUAGCACCCCUAUUCCCUUUAUAGUGCACUACAUUUGACCAGAGCCUAUAGAGCUCUGGUCAAAAGAAGUGCACUAUAUAGGAAAUAGGGUGCCAUUUGGGACACACGGACUAGCAGCACCACUGAGAGGCCCCGUGCCUCAGUAUUGACCAGCCUGACGCCUGACCAGCCACAGAUUAGCUGCUUUCUCUUUAGUCCGUUACAUAACGGUCACAGAGCCGUCAAUGACGGCCAGCCAAGUAACUGUACUGCUAGAUUACAGACCAACAGGACUCAAAUAAAAUGGUAUUUGUCACAUGCUUCGUAAACAACAGAUGUAAAAAAAAUUAAAAUUAAAAAAUCUUACUUACGGGCCUUUCCCAACAAUGCAGAGAGAGAAAUGUAAAAAUAAUAACACAAGGAAUAAAAACUCAAUGAUGAUAACUUUGCUAUAUACAGUAUACAGGGAACCAGUACCAAGUCGAAGUGCAGGGGUACGAGGUAAUUGAAGUAGAUAUGUACAUAUAGGUAGGGAUAAAGUGACUAGGCAACGGGAUAGACAAUAAGCAGUAGACCGCAGCGUAUGUGAUGAGUCAAAAGAGUGCAAAGGGGGUCAAUGCAGAUAGUCCGGGUAGCUAUUUGGUUAACUAUUUUUAGCAGACUUAUGACUUGGGGGUAGAAGAUGUUCUGGGUCCUGUUGGUUCCAGACUUGGUGCAUCGAUACCACUUCCUGUGCGGUAGCAGGGAGAACAGUCUAUGACUUGGGUGGCUGGAGGCUUUGGCAAUUUUUAGGGCCUUCUUCUGACACCGCCUGGAAUAGAGGUCCUGGAUGGCAGGGAGCUCGGUCCCAGUGAUGUACUGGGCCAUACGCAUUGCCCUCUGUAGCGCCUUGCGGUUGGAUGCCAAGCAGUUGCUAUACCAAGCGGUGAUGCAGCCAGUCAAGAUGCUCUCAGUGGUGCAGCUGUAUAACUUUUUGAGGAUCUGAGGGCCCAUGACAAAUCUUUUCAGCCUCCUGAGGGGGAAGAGGAAUUGUUGUGCCCUCUUCACGACUGUGUUGGUGUGUGUGGACCAUGUUAAUUCCUUAGUGAUGUGGACACAGAGGAACUUGAAGGUCUCAACACACUCUACCCACACUAGAGGCCUGUCGAUGUGGAUGGGGGCGUGCUCGGCCCUCCGUUUCCUGUAGUCCACAAUCAGCUCUUGCUGACGUUGAGAGAGAGGUUGUUGUCCUGGCACCACACUGUCAGGUCACUGUUCUCCUGCCUAUAGGCUGUCUCAUUGUCGUCUGUGAUCAGGCCUACCACAGUCUGGUCGUCAACAAACUUAAUGAUGGUGUUGGAGUCGUGCGCGCCCAUGCAGUCGUGGGUGAACAGGGACUAAGCACACACCCCUGAGGGGCCCCCUGUGUUGUGGAUAAGCGUGGCGGAUGUGCUAUUGCCUACCCUCACCACCUGGGGGCGGGCCGUCAGGAAGUCCAGAAUCCAGUUGCAGAGGGAGGUGUUCAGUCCCAGGGUCCUGAGCUUAGUGAUGACCUUGGAGGGAACUAUGGUGUUGAACGCUGAGCUGUAGUCAAUGAACAGCAUUCUCACAUAGGUGUUCCUCUUGUGCAGGUGGGAGAGGGCAGUGUGGAGUGCCAUAGAGAUUGCAUCAUCUGUGGAUCUGUUGGGGCGGUAUGCAAAUUGGAGUGGGGUCCAGGGUGUCUGAGAUGAUGGUGUUGAUGUGAGUCAUGACCAGCCUUUCAAAGCAUUUCAUGGCUACAGAUGUGAGUGCUACAGGCAAUUGUCAUUUAGACAGGUUACCUUCGCCUUCUUGGGCACAGGGACUAUGGUGGUCUGCUUGAAACAUGUAGGUAUUACAGACUGAGUUAGGUAAAGGUUGAAAAUGUCAGUGAAGACACUUGCCAGCUGGUCAGUGCAUGCUCCGAGUUGGCGUCCUGGUAGUCAGUCUGGCCUUGUGAAUGUUAACCUGUUUAAAGGGCUUACUCAUAUUGGCUACGGAGAGCGUGAUCACAGUCGUCCGGAACAGCUGGUGCUCUCAUGCAUGGUUCAGUGUUGCUUGCCUCGAAGCGAGCAUAGAAGGCAUUUAGCUCGUCUGGUAGGCUUGCAUCACUGGGCAGCUCGCGGCUGGGUUUGCCUCUUGUAAUCCGUGAUAGUUUGCAAGCCCUGGCACAUCCGACGAGCGUCGGAGCCGGCAUAGUAGAAUUCGAUCUUAGUCCUGUAUUGACGUUUUACCUGUUUUGAUGUCUCUUCGGAGGUCGUAGCAGGAUUUCUUAUAAGCAACCGGAUUAGUGUCCCACUCCUUUAAAGCAGCAGCUUUAGCUCAGUGCAGAUGUUGCCUGUAAUCAAUGGCUUCUGGUUGGGAUAUGUACGUAUGGUCACUGUGUGGACGACGUCAUCGAUGCACUUAUUAAUGAAGCCGGUGACUGAUGUGGUAAACUCCUCAUAGUUAUCGCAUGAAUCCCAGAACAUAGUCCAGUCUGUGCUAGCAAAACAUUCCUGUAGCUUAGCAUCCGCUUCAUCGGACCACUUCCGUAUUGAGCGCGUCACUGGUACUUCCUAUUUGAGUUUGCUUGUAAGCAGGAAUCAGGAGGGUAGAGUUAUGGUCAGCCUUGUAUGCGUUUCUGUGUUUUGGAGUAAAGGCAAUCAAGAGUUUUGUCACCUCUAGUUGCACAGGUGACAUGCUGGUAAAAAUGAAGUAAAAUGGAUUUCAGUUUCCCUGCAUUAAAAUCACCGGCCACGAGAAGCGCCGCCUCUGGAUGUGCAUUUUAUUGUUUGCUUAUGGCCCUUAUCAUUAGGUAUUCUAACUCAGGCGAGCAAAAAACUUGAGACUUCCUUAACAUUAGAGUUCGCACAACAGCUGUUGUUAACAAAGAGACGCACCCCUCCCCCUUCAUCUUAACCAAGGCUGCCGACCGGUCUUGACGAUGCAUGAAAUAGCCAGAGAGAUGUACUGUAUAUUAUACAUGUCCUUGUUCAGCCACGACUCCAUGAAACAUAGAAUUUUACAGUAGUUCAGGUCCCGUUGAUAGGAUAGUCUCCAACGGAGCUCAUCCAGUUAGUUCUGUAGUGAUUGUAUGUUGGCCAAUAGAACGGAGGGUAGAGGCAGUUCAUUUGUUCGCCAACGUAGUCUCGUCAGGAUGCCGGCUCGUUUGCCUCAUGCGCCGUCGCUUCCUGUUUUGAGUCCCGGGGAUUAGGGCCUGGUCAGGAGUAAGCAGAACGUCCAGAGCUGCUGACUCGAUGAAGUAGAAAUUGUCAUCCAAAUCUAGGUUAGUUAUCACUGUUCUAAUGUCCGGAAGCUGUUUUCGGACAUAGGAAAGGAUGGCGGAGACAUUCAGCGUGUAGAAACACACAAAAUAGCAGAGUUGGUCAGGAGCCCAUAAUGUGGUUUCCAUCCACUGCAGCGCCAUUGGGGUCAAUGCCAAUCCCAUUUAAAUUCAGUCCAUUUUAGGAAUCAGGAAUUAAUCUGACUAAAAUGUACGUUUGGUCUUUGAAGCGUCACUCUGAUUUAUUUUUAUUGAUUUGUAUUGUUCCAGGGAGACGCCAGGGACCACGUGCUGGGUCUGGGUGAGAACCUGGACCUGUCAGACACCAUGGUGCAGCAGAAGUUAGAGGAGAUCAAGGACCAUAUCAAGAGGGAGAUCAGGAAGGAGUUGAAGAUCAAGGAAGGGGCUGAGAACCUGAAGAAGGUCACCACGGACAAGAAGAGCCUGGCCUACGUUGACAACCAGCUGAAGAAGAGCAACAAGAAGCUGGAGGAGCUCCACCAGGAGCUCCAGGAGCUCAACGCCCACAUCGUGGUCAAGGACCCCGAGAUCCAACUAGGUAUAGUACCGUUACCCCUAACAACUAGGUAUAGUACCCUUACCCCUAACAACUAGGUAUAGUACCCUUACCCCUAACAACUAGGUAUAGUACCCUUACCCCUAACAACUAGGUAUAGUACCCUUACCCCUAACAACUAGGUAUAGUACCCUUACCCCUAACAACUAGGUAUAGUACCCUUACCCCUAACCUAGAGGUACUAUUAGUUAUGGUGAAAUUAACACAUAACUGUUAUACCCAAUGUUUGGUAAAGUGGAUGAGGUGAGAGUUUAAGGGCCAAGUCUCCCGGAUAUAGAUUAAGCCAAGUCCUGGACUAAUAAGCAUUAAGCUUGGGAGGGAUCCAGAUUUUCCUAUCGUCAUACCGUUCUUCCGCCAUACCAGGAUUUACAGUAUUAUCAGCAUAGCACACAAGGGGACGCUAAAAACACCUUAAAAAAACUUUGGGGUGUCUAUUACCAGAAUGCUAACAGAAUUAGCACAGGUAAUAGCGAAUUCUCAUGGACGCGCAAACAAACAAACUAAUUGCAAAGACAGGCAAAUCCAGUUCAUGAAGUGAUACAAGUAUAUCUAGUAGCCAUUUUACAUGCGAAAGUGAACGAGAGAAAUUGUGGAAAUGAACAAAGUUGUGAUGCAUGUUUUUCUGAAGGAAGAGCAGCAUGUGAACACGGAGCAGAGGGGAGAAGAACCGAGAGGAGGGGGGAAAACACUAAUAGGAAGCACAGGGGGAAAAUGGCAACUGUACAGAACUCAUCCGGAGCUCUUGGACUUCUCAAACUCAUCAGAAAGCUAACACUCUGUCUCCUUAUUAAUUCAGACACUUACUUAGCUAACGAACAAGUAACCAAAUACACAGCUGGAGAGUAUAGCACAUCUUAGACAGUUAGAAGAUAUCUGAUGGCAAGCAUUUAGCAGUAAAUUGCAUACAAGUCAAACUUCAUCACCUCGUGUGCCGCACAACAGAGAUUCACUGAUAGAUAUUGAACACUAUGGACUCACCAGCAGAGACUCACUGAUAGAUAUAGAACACUAUGGACUCACCAGCAGAGACUCACUGAUAGAUAUAGAACACUAUGGACUCACCAGCAGAGACUCACUGAUAGAUAUAGAACACUAUGGACUCACCAGCAGAGACUCACUGAUAGAUAUAGAACACUAUGGACUCACCAGCAGAGACUCACUGAUAGAUAUAGAACACUAUGGACUCACCAGCAGAGACUCACUGAUCUCUCAGUCCCGUGUCUCUCUCUCUCCGCCCCGUGUCUCUCUCUCUCUCAGCCCCGUGUCUCUCUCUCUCAGUCCUGUGUCUCUCUCUCUCUCUCUCUGUCCUGUGUCUCUCUCUGUCCCGUCUCUCUCUCUCAGCCCCAUCUCUCUCAGCCCCGUGUCUCUCUCACUCUCUCAGCCCCGUGUCUCUCUCACUCUCUCAGCCCUGUGUCUCUCUCUCAGUCCUGUCUCUCUCUCUCUCUCUCUCUCUCAGCCCCGUGUCUCUCUCACUCUCUCAGUCCCGUGUCUCUCUCACUCUCUCAGUCCCGUGUCUCUCUCACUCUCUCAGUCCCGUGUCUCUCUCUCUCUCAGUCCCGUGUCUCUCUCUGUCCCGUGUCUCUCUCUCUCAGUCCCGUGUCACUCUCUCUCUCGGCCCUGUCUUUCUCUCAGCCCUGUUUCUCUUUCAGCCCAGUGUCUCUCUCUCUCUCUCUCUCAGCCCUGUGUCUCUCUCUCUCAGCCCUGUGUCUCUCUCUCUCUCUCUGUCCCGUGUCUCUCUCUCUCGCUCUCAGCCCUGUUUCUCUUCCAGCCCUGUCUCUCUCUCGCUCUCAGCCCUGUUUCUCUCUCAGCCCUGUGUCUCUCUCUCUCUCUCUCUCUCUCUCUCAGCCCUGUGUCUCUCUCAGUCCCGUGUCUCUCUCUCUCAGCCCUGUCUCUCUCUCAGCCCUGUGUCUCUCUCUCUCGCUCUCAGCCCUGUUUCUCUUUCAGCCCUGUCUCUCUCUCUCUCAGCCCUGUCUCUCUUUCAGCCCUGUCUCUCUCUCUCUCAGCCCCGUGUCUCUCUCUCUCUCUCCUCUCUCAGCCCCGUGUCUCUCUCUCUCUGUCCCGUUCUCUCUACUUCUCGCCUGCUCUCGCCCCGUGUCCUUCUCUCUCUCAGUCCCGUCUCUCUCUCUCAGCCCUGUCUCUCUCUCUCUCAGCCCUGUUUCUCUUUCAGCCUGUGUCUAUCUCUCUCUCUCAGCCCUGUCUCUCUUUCAGCCAUGUCUCUCUCUCUCUCAGCCCUGUGUCUCUCUCUCUCUCUCACCCUUAGUGUCUCUCUCUCCUCAGCCCUUAGUGUCUCUCUCUCUCUCUCAUCUCCAGCCCCGUGUCUCUCUUCUCUCUCUCUCCCGCUUCAGCCCCCCGUGUCUCUCUCUCUCUGUCCCGUUCUCUCAUCUCUCUCUCUCAGCCCCCCCGUGUCUCUCUCUCUCAGUCCCGUCCUCUCUCAGCACUGUCUCCUCCUCUCAGUCCCCUGUCCGCUCUCUCAGCCCUGUUUCUCUUUCAGCCUGUGUCUCUCUCUCUCUCUCUCAGCCCUGUCUCUCUCUCUUUCAGCCCUGUCUCUCUCUCUUUCAGCCCUGUCUCUCUCUCUCUCAGCCCCGUGUCUCUCUCUCUCUCAGCCCCGUGUCUCUCUCUCUCUCUCAGCCCUUAGUGUCUCUCUCUCUCAGUCCCAUGUCUCUCUCUCUGUCCCGUCUCUCUCUCUCUCUCUCUCUCAGCCCCGUGUCUCUCUCUCUCAGUCCUGUGUCUCUCUCUCUCAGUCCCGUCUCUCUCUCUCAGCCCUGUCUCUCUCUCUCUCAGCCCUGUUUCACUUUCAGCCCGUGUCUCUCUCUCUCUCUCAGCCCCAUGUCUCUCUCUCUCUUUCUCUCAGUCCCGUGUCUCUCUCUCUCUCAGCCCUGUCUCUCUCUCUCUCUCUCUCUCAGUCCCGUGUCUCUCUCUCUCGCUCUCAGCCCUGUUUCUCUUUCAGCCCUGUCUCUUUCUCUCUCUCAGCCCUGUCUCUCUUUCAGCCCUGUCUCUCUCUCUCUCAGCCCCGUGUCUCUCUCUCUCUCUCAGCCCUUAGUGUCUCUCUCUCUCUCUCUCUCUCUCAGCCCUUAGUGUCUCUCUCCUUCUCUCAGCCCCGUCUCGCUCUCUCUCCUCUCUCAGUCCCGUGUCUCUCUCUCUCUGUCCCGUCUCUCUCUCUCUCUCAGCCCCGUGUCUCUCUCUCUCAGUCCCGUCUCUCUCUCUCAGCCCUGUCUCUCUCUCUCAGCCCUGUUUCUCUUUCAGCCUGUGUCUCUCUCUCUCUCUCUCAGCCCCGUGUCUCUCUCUCUCUCUCAGCCCCGUGUCUCUCUCUCUUUCUCUCAGCCCCGUGUCUCUCUCUCUUUCUCUCAGCCCUGUGUCUCUCUCACUCUCAGCCCCGUGUCUCUCUCUCUCUCUGUCCCGUGUCUCUCUCUCUCUCUCAGACCCGUGUCUCUCUCGCUCUCAGUCCCGUGUCUCUCUCUCUCUCUCUCUCAGCCCUGUGUCGCUCUCUCUCAGUCCCGUGUGUCUCUCUCUCUCAGCCCUGUUUCUCUCUCAGCCCCGUGUCUCUCUCUCUCUCAGCCCCGUGUCUCUCUCUCUCUCAGCCCCGUGUCUCUCUCUCUCUCUCUCAGUCCCGUGUCUCUCUCUCUCUCAGCCCUGUUUCUCUUUCAGUCCUGUGUCUCUCUCUCUCUCUCUCAGUCCCGUGUCUCUCUCUCUCUCUCAGCCCAGUGUCUCUCAGUCCUAUGAUUAGCAUGCAGCAACAGACAGGAACCCAGGCAUUGUUUUAUUCACAUAGCAGCCAUGAUGAAUACAGCCAGUCCUUUACAUUCAUAUUCAACAGCUAGUGCUAAUGAAGGAAGGAAGGGGCUGAGGCCUUCUGCUGGGUCAUCGUGCUGCUCUGGGAUUACCAGACAGAGAAGAGAUGCAUUGUUCUGCCCUCUGCUUGUCUGCGUGGGUUUGUUUGCUGCAAGGUUACUGUAGACCGUUGUGUAUUUUUGCAUCCACUGGUCAUUAACGACUCAAUGACAGCCUAUUUGGUAUUUUAUUAGGAUCCCCAUUAGCUGUUGCAAAAGCGGCAGUUACUCUUCCUGGGGUCCACACAAAACAUGAAACAUGACAUAAUACAGAACAUUUAAUAGACAAGAACAGCUCAAGGACAGAAAUACAAUAAAAAAGGCAGACGUAGCCUAAAUAUCAAUACAUACAUACAAACGAUCUGUAUGAGUGAGUGCACAUGAGCUCUGUGUGUUUUAGAGGAAGGGCUGUAGCCUUAAUUGGAAGUGCACGUGUCUGAGUAGUACAUCAGGAAGCAUGAGCUAUGGGGCCAUUUCUAUUUCCAGAGAACAAGGUUAUUUAGGACAGGAAGAAGGGUCUCAAGUCAAGUAGUCAAGUGUCCACCAGACUAUAAAUCAAAUCCAAAUUGUAUUUGUCACAUGCGCCGAAAACAACAGGCGUAGGUAGACCUUACAGUGAAAUGCUUACUUACAAGCCCUUAGCCAACAAUGCAGUUUGAAGAAAAAUAAGUGUUAAGUAAAGAAAUAGAUAACUAAUAAAAAUAAGAAAUAAUGAAAGAGCAGCCAUUCUGCUAGUGUAGCAUGAACAGGGGAAAACACUUUUCCAGAGUGAAGGGGCAUUCGGACAUGAAGAAGGGUCUCAAGUAGGCCUAGACUAUUUAGCCUUGUUUCAACAUGCUUGCUAGGGAACUAGAUGUGUCUGGAAACCCUUCUUUUAAGUUCCAUGAGCCAUUAAAGCUGCAGUGUGUCGCCUCUGUUCACGAGACAGACUGCCCUUCACACAGCCUCUGUGUGAGUCCCAAAUAGCAGCCUAUGUCCUAUAUAUGAGUCCCAAAUAGCACCCUAUGUCCUAUAUAUAUAUAUAUAUAUAUAUAUAUAUAUAUAUAUAUAUAUAUAUAUAUAUAUAUAUAUAUACGAGUCCCAAAUGGCACCCUAUUUCCUAUAUAUGAGUCCCAAAUAGCACCCUAUUUCCUAUAUAUGAGUCCCAAAUAGCACCCUAUUUCCUAUAUUGAGUUCCAAAUGGCACCCUAUUUCCUAUAUAUGAGUCCCAAAUAGCACCCUAUUUCCUAUAUAUGAGUCCCAAAUAGCACCCUAUUUCCUAUAUUGAGUUCCAAAUAGCACCCUAUUUCCUAUAUAGUGCACUACUUUUGACCAGGGCCCAUAGAGCUCUGUUCAAAUACGGGAAUCGGGUGCCAUGUGGGACGUGAACUCUGGCAAGCCUAGCUACUAGUUGUAAAUCUAUUUACCUUUGCACUAUCUUGGAUUUUGCAGCAGUCUCAUGGGGUCAUGCAAUAGGAUUUUACAGGGAACUCUCUUGCAAGAGCAAUAUUGUUUUUCUUCUUGAACUUUAAUGCUUACACAUUUGUUUUCUAUGAGCCCUUUUAUACAAUUGAUGAUGUCUUAUCAAAACUCACUCAUCUAUGUAGGCUUACAUGUACACUAGAUGGUACUGUAUUGAACCUGGACCCCGCCAAGCAAACAUCUCAAUGCUGUUGAUGAUCAAGCACAGUAGUACAGGUAAUUGCCAAGAUUAUAGAAACAAUGAGGGAUACAAAGUAUAUUGAAAGCAGGUGCUUCCACACAGGUGUGGUUCCUGAGUUAAUUAAGCAAUUAACAUCCCAUCAUGCUUAGGGUAUAAAAAUUCCCAGUUGCCCGUUUUAUAUUGGCUACCAUGGCUAGAAGAAGAGAUCUCAGUGACUUUGAAAGAGGGGUCUCAAAGGAGCACAGGGGGUUUAAAGGAUGUGUGUCUCAAUCACCAGAUCUCAACCCAAUUCAACACCUAUCCCAUUGGGCUCAGACGCCAGUUCAACGUCUAGUUUUGAUUUACGUUUCGUUAAGUUGUGAACUAAUGUGAAUUCAAUGUGAAAUCAACCAAAAAUGUCACCCUGUCAUUGGAUUUAAGUUCAAAGUUGGGUGAAAAAAAUAAGAAAUUCCCUUUUUACGUUGACUAUUUGCAAAUCAAAAUCAGUUUUCCAUGUUGAUUCAAUGUCAUCACAUUUUGAAUUUUUGGGUUGAAAUGACGUAGAAACAACAUUGGUUGAACCAGUUUUUGCCCAGUGGGAUGGGAGAUUCUCGACAGCGUUUUCCACCACCAUCAACAAAACACCAAAUUGUGGAAUUUCUCGUGGAAGAAUGGUGUCGCUCGCAUCCCUCCAAUAGAGUUCCAGACUCUUCUAGAAUCUAUGCCAAGGCUCACUGAAGCUGUUCUGGCGGCCCAACACCCUAUUAAGACGCUUUAUGUUGGUGUUUUGGCAGUUACCUUUAGGUACAAGCAUAAUAUUCUGUCUUGUCCUCCAUCUUUAUGAGCUGCUGUCCCCCUACACAGGAAGUUGGAAGUGUUUAGAUUUCAGGGAGGUCUUUUGAAGAUGUGGAAAAUGGUUACAUGUCUAGCUUAGUUAUGAUAAGCUGACUGAUGGUACAAGUAGACUCUCUUCCUAAGACAUGGAGAGUAUUGUACAAACAUUGUAUUCUUGUAAUUCCCUGUGAAAGGUACAGUGGGCCUAUAUGUUGAGUUAAAUAGACAGGAGCAGUAGAUCAUGAAUUACCCUCUUCAAAGAAAUCAUGAUAGAAAGUUGCCUCCGGUCUCCUGUACGACCUGUAUGAAUUCCUGCAGUCUGGAAAGCCAUGAGGACAGUACAGGAGUGCUCUUUGUGAUUUGAUGGUGUAACCCAAGGGGAAAUACCUAAACAGUGAUGAAGUAAUGUAACUUCCUUCUUCCCUUCUCCUGUACAUGUAUAUAAUUUUUUGAUUUAACCUUUAUUUAACUAGGCAAGUCAGUUAAGAACAAAUUCUUAUUUACAAUGACGGCCUACCCUUUACGUUGACAUCAGGAGGGAUUUUCCUAGACGUCAUAGGGGCUUUUCAUAGGGGCUUUUCAUAGGGGCUUUUCAUAGGGGCUUUUUAUUGUGGGAAAUAAACGACUUUGAUUCGGCAUGCCACUGGGGGAUAUACGGCUACAUGGAACACGGUGAUAAUUGUCUGAUUUUUGUCCAAUAUGACUUGGAGGUCACUUGAGGAUCCAAAGGGAAAGUGUUUCUCCAUGUUACCCAGGGUGCAUUCUGUUUCAUGGCCUGGCUGUGUACACUACAUGCCGUUGUGUUGUGGUGUGGUGCAUUUCACCUGGGAGUCCGUCUCACCUGAAACCUGUUAUCUCUGUCUGUCACCUGGGAGUCCGUCUCACUGAAACCUGUUCUCUCUGGCUGUCACCUGGGAGUCCGUCUCACUGAAACCUGUUCUCUCUGGCUGUCACCUGGGAGUCCGUCUCACUGAAACCUGUUCUCUCUGUCUGUCACCUGGGAGUCCGUCUCACUGAAACCUGUUCUCUCUGUCUGUCAGUGAAACUCAGCUUGUCUGUACAAGCCUUGACCAUGUUACGUUGUAUCAAUCUUGACAGCUACCAAUAUUGCUCAACAGACUCUAAAUAGAAAAAGAUGUCUGGGGAAAAAUCCUUUCUUUACCAAAAAACAGCACAAUUUGAUUACUCCAUUUUAAUUUAGGCCUAUAUUACUAUGUGAUUAUAGUUACCGUAUUUACAGUAACAACAUGGCCUACUCAUGGUACAAUUCAGUACAUUUUAAUAUAAGCCAAUGUAAUGGUCAGUGAGCUAUCAAGAUGCUACGCUUCCUCUUGCAUUUAAGUCUAAUUUAAUCCCUGUUUUUGUGUUGUAGUUUCAGACUGCCCUCUCAUGCCUGUUCUGUUUUAUUGUAGUUUCUGGCUGCCCUCUCAUGCCUGUUCUGUUUAUUGUAGUUUCAGACUGCCCUCUCAUGCCUGUUCUGUUUAUUGUAGUUUCAGACUGCCCUCUCAUGCCUGUUCUGUUUAUUGUAGUUUCAGACUGCCCUCUCAUGCCUGUUCUGUUUAUUGUAGUUUCAGACUGCCCUCUCAUGCCUGUUCUGUUUAUUGUAGUUUCAGACUGCCCUCUCAUGCCUGUUCUGUUUAUUGUAGUUUCAGACUGCCCUCUCAUGCCUGUUCUGUUUAUUGUAGUUUCUGGCUGCCCUCUCAUGCCUGUUCUGUUUUAUUGUAGUUUCAGACUGCCCUCUCAUGCCUGUUCUGUUUAUUGUAGUUUCAGACUGCCCUCUCAUGCCUGUUCUGUUUUAUUGUAGUUUCAGACUGCCCUCUCAUGCCUGUUCUGUUUUAUUGUAGUUUCAGACUGCCCUCUCAUGCCUGUUCUGUUUUAUUGUAGUUUCUGGCUGCCCUCUGACACCAGACACCCCAAGCAGUGAUUCCAGCAGAAUGUGCAGUAGCAGACUGGCUGCUCUGAAGAAGCAAAACGACAUUGAGCUCAAAUGCAAACAAGGAGCUGAGAAUAUGAUCCAGAUGUAUUCCAACGGAUCCUCCAAGGUAGCGGGGGGGGGGGGGGAUGUAUGGCUAUCCUCAAGCUAUUAGAGUUGAGCUGGAAUGUCUCCAAUGCUUUUAACCCCAUUUGAAAGACCAUAUACACAGCCAUACAAAGUCAAUAUUGUUGAAUACUUUACUCUAGUUGAAAUGCUAAUAAUUUUUAUUUUGAUCUUUUAAGAGAGAAUUAGUAAGUUGUUUUCAAAAGAAAUCAAAACAGAUGGCGAAAACAAAAUGGUAAAACACUGGGCCAAAGAAAUAGCCAGUUUUAAAAUGCUUAUAUAUUUACAUGUAUGUUUUCUCCUAACUUCAAUAGGAUAAGAAGCUGCUUAUAUAUUUACAUGUAUGUUUUCUCCUAACUUCAAUAGGAUAAGAAGCUGCUUAUAUAUUUACAUGUAUGUUUUCUCCUAACUUCAAUAGGAUAAGAAGCUGCUUGCCACUGCUCAGCAGAUGCUGCAGGACAGCAAGACCAAGAUCGAGUUUAUCAGGAUGCAGAUCCUCAAAGCCAGCCAGACUGGCGAGACCAACUACAGCAAUAACCAUGGUAUGGAACCCAUUAUGACCUUAUGAACACACCUCUCACCAAGAGCAUGCAUUUGUCUGUUUGGGGGGCUUUUCCCACUCCUAUAUAAAGUAUAUGUGGGGAAUUAGUAUUUUUAGACUUUGUAACCUUUUAAAAUCCAGCCUAAUUUUGUAUGAUUUUGUUUUACGCACAACAAACAUUUUAAAACUCACUGUACAGAUAUGUUCAAAUAUUUUCUGGGUUAUGAAAAGGUGAUAGUUAUGAUAUUUCUGAUCCCUACCCCAGUCUCAGUGAUAAUGAGGAUAUUUCUGGUCCCCAGUCUCAGUGAUAAUGAGGAUAUUUCUGGUCCCCAGUCUCAGUGAUAAUGACGAUAUUUCUGAUCCCCAGUCUCAGUGAUAAUGAGGAUAUUUCUGAUCCCCAGUCUCAGUGAUGAUGAUGAUGAUGAUAUUUCUGAUCCCCAGUCUCAGUGUCCAAGCCCAUAAUCAGUCCUCUGGACCUGAGACUAGAAGAGCUGAGACAUCAUUCCAGGAUAGAGCAUGCUGUAGCAGAGGGGGCCAAGAACGUAAUGAUCCUACUGGGCUCUUCUGGGAAGGUUACAGAGAAGAAGGCCCACUCUGAGGUGAGAGGAUGGCUUUAUACCCAGGGUUGCAAAAUUCUUUUAACUUUCCUAAAAUUACCCAGGUUUUUCCAGACAUAUCCUGGUUGGAAGAGUCCCAGAAAAAAGUAGGGAAUAAGCAGGUUUUCUGGAAACCUGGAAAAUUUGAGAAAGUUACCCGAGUUUUGCAACCCAAUUUCUACCUGUACACAACGGUCCCAAGCCCAUAAUAGAAAGUAUGUCAGCGGUCAACUCCAUACAGUGUCAAGAAUGUAACACCAGGAUGAAGGAGUGUGAAGAAGACUUGGAUCUUUCAAUUUCUUCUCAGAUGGUGGAAAUUUUGUGAAUAAAGGUACAUGUAAAGUCUUCCAGAGUCUAGACAGGGCACAUCACACAUCAGUGUGGAAUGUGAAAAGAAACAUUCCACAACAUACCGUUCCUCAACAUACCGUUCCUCAUCCAGGUGUUCCAUAGAGUUGACCUCUGAAUAUGUUGUGAAUGCUUGCACUAAACUGAAGUUCUCAGAUAUAUAUAUAUAUAUCCAGUCUAUGGUCCUGUGUAUGUCCUAGUAUGUUUAAACAUUAACACUGGUCUCUUUUCCAGGCUCAAGCCCGGUUCAAUGAGUCCAAUCAGAAGUUGGACCUGCUGCAGUUAUCUCUGGAGCAGCGGCUGAGUGAACUGCCUAAGGACCAUCCUAAGAGCCUUCUCAUCCUGGAGGAACUAGCCAUGGUGGUGUCCUCUCCACUCAGCCCACGCCAGAGCAUUAUGUCUACAUACAACCAGUACAGCACGGUCACCAAGCCUGCUGCACUCACAGGUAAGACACUCCUUUUAGAACCAACCACACAAUGUUGUCCUUAUCCUUACGGGGUUAUACCCUAGAUUUAAAAAAAAAAACACAGCAGCCUCUCUUCGAGUUCAAAGCUCUGAAGCGUUCCUUAAGGUAAACGGAGCCAACCCCCACCCUCAUCCCAAACACACAUGUGGAUGUACACAUACACAGCUAACAGCUGUUAGACGAUAAACUUCCGAUCGAGUCAGUAUGUAAUGCCUCACCCGCUCGGGUUAAACUUGAGCAACAUUCUACGUUACAAUAACAACUUGUAAGUCCAUAGUGCGGUGGCAGUAUGCAUCAGGAGUCUCAGGAGUGCUGAUUUUAAGAUUACUUUAGCCUUUUAGAUCACAAUGAAAUAAGAUGACAUCAGCACCCGUACUCUGAGACGAUUGAUACAUAGGGCCCCCCUCCCCGGCAUUCCUCUUUCUGUCCGGUGCGUGUGUGUGACCUGUUUUUCCUUCCAGGAACGUUGGAGGUGCGUCUGAUGGGUUGUCAGGACCUGCUGGAGGAGGUCCCAGGCCGCUGUAAGAUACCCUCGGCCUCCCUCCCCGGCUGGAGCCCAAGUGAACAGCGCUCCUCCUUCAUGUCCAGAAGCAACAAGAGCAAAGGAACCGGCUCACGCAGCCUCUCCAAGACCGACGACCUGUCCAGUUGAGUGUUGACCCCCAAAUGUGUCUCUGUCGGAUGUUUUGAAGCUGCUCAGGCUAACGCCUUACAUCUAGCUGUGAAAUAUUGCUCAGUUGUCCGCCCGCUGUUUUGAACAGUUGUCCGCCCGCUGUUUUGAACAGUUGUCCGCCCGCUGUUUUGAACAGUUGUCCGCCCGCUGUUUUGAACAGUUGUCCGCCCGCUGUUUUGAACAGUUGUCCGCCCGCUGUUUUGAACAGUUGUCCGCCCGCUGUUUUGAACAGUUGUCCGCCCGCUGUUUUGAACAGUUGUCCGCCCGCUGUUUUGAACAGUUGUCCGCCCGCUGUUUUGAACAGUUGUCCGCCCGCUGUUUUGAACAGUGUCCGCCCGCUGUUUUGAACAGAGUGGCGAAAUCAGGGUCGUGUUCAAAUGUUUUGCACAGAAAAGCUAAACAAGCGUUUCUUAAAGCACAAGUACGGACAAUUGGACAAGUACUCCCAGUUUCAGUCCAUUUGGUGCCUGCUGAACAUUACCCAGGUUCAGGUUCAGAUUGUAGAAAUGUAUUCUCUCGCUCUCUCCAGAUGAGAUCAGUGCUGUGCUGAAGUUGGACAACACUGAAGUGGGACAGACCAGCUGGAAACCAGUCAGCAACCAGUCCUGGGACCAGAAGUUUACAUUGGAACUAGACAGGGUAAAUUAAACCGAACACACACACACACACACACACACACACACACACACACACACUACUUCACUAUAUAUACACACUGUGGAGCUGGACAGGGUGAUCUAAACCGCUUUACCUCAAUCACUCUGGGAAGGUUUUCCCUUUCCCAUACAAUGCUAUCAGUGUCUGAAAUCGCCUCAAACGACAUUUUUUAAUCCGGAUUUCUGUUUGUAUUUGGUUUAUUGUUUCUAUUUCACAACCUUCAGCAAAUCCCACUGAUUUAUUAGCACGUCGAAACCAGGCAGGAAAGGUGAGAGCCGCUCUCUAAUCUGGAGUUGUGCAACUAUAACUCUGAAUGGCAGGGAUGGCUGUGACUAAGUCUGUAGGCGUCUAUUAGUUUCCCCUGCAGCUUCCAAAAGUCAGGCUUUUAGUGGGACUGUCUAAUGACUAGUGGUAUAGGAGACCUGAUGGGGAGAUCUGAUGACUAGUGUUAAAGGAGACCUGAUGGGGAGAUCUAAUGACUAGUGUUAAAGGCCUGAUGGGGAGAUCUGAUGACUAGUGUUAUAGGAGACCUGAUGGGGAGAUCUGAUGACUAGUGUUAUAGGAGACCUGAUGGGGAGAUCUGAUGACUAGUGGUAUAGGAGACCUGAUGGGGAGAUCUGAUGACUAGUGGUAUAGGAGACCUGAUGGGGAGAUCUGAUGACUAGUGUUAUAGGAGACCUGAUGGGGAGAUCUGAUGACUAGUGUUAUAGGAGACCUGAUGGGGAGAUCUGAUGACUAGUGGUAUAGGAGACCUGAUGGGGAGAUCUGAUGACUAGUGUUAUAGGAGACCUGAUGGGGAGAUCUGAUGACUAGUGGUAUAGGAGACCUGAUGGGGAGAUCUGAUGACUAGUGUUAUAGGAGACCUGAUGGGGAGAUCUGAUGACUAGUGUUAUAGGAGACCUGAUGGGGAGAUCUGAUGACUAGUGGUAUAGGAGACCUGAUGGGGAGAUCUGAUGACUAGUGUUAAAGGAGACCUGAUGGGGAGAUCUGAUGACUAGUGUUAUAGGAGACCUGAUGGGGAGAUCUGAUGACUAGUGUUAUAGGAGACCUGAUGGGGAGAUCUGAUGACUAGUGUUAUAGGAGACCUGAUGGGGAGAUCUGAUGACUAGUGGUAUAGGAGACCUGAUGGGGAGAUCUGAUGACUAGUGGUAUAGGAGACCUGAUGGGGAGAUCUGGUGACUAGUGGUAUAGGAGACCUGAUGGGGAGAUCUGAUGACUAGUGUUAUAGGAGACCUGAUGGGGAGAUCUGAUGACUAGUGUUAAAGGAGACCUGAUGGGGAGAUCUGAUGACUAGUGUUAAAGGAGACCUGAUGGGGAGAUCUGAUGACUAGUGUUAAAGGAGACCUGAUGGGGAGAUCUGAUGACUAGUGUUAAAGGCCUGGUGGGGAGAUCUGAUGACUAGUGUUAAAGGCCUGGUGGGGAGAUCUUACAGUAUGUGUGUUCCACAGUCUCGUGAGCUGGAGAUCUCUGUCUACUGGAGGGACUGGAGAUCGCUGUGUGCCAUCAAGUUCCUACGCCUGGAAGACUUCCUGGACAACCAGCGCCAUGGCAUGUGCCUCUACCUGGAGCCUCAGGGCAAAUUGUUUGCUGAGGUACUAUUCAAUUAUCCACUUCCCCAACAAACACCCACAUUUAGCAUUCCUGCUAAAUACGAUUUAUUCCUAAUAUUUACAGAAUUACUCAUAACUUAUGUGUUUUCCCUCAGGUUACAUUUUUCAACCCAGUUAUUGAGCGGAGGCCAAAACUUCAAAGGCAAAAGAAGAUCUUCUCCAAACAACAAGGUCUGUACAGAUUAUUUUGCUUCUGCAGAUUGUGUAAAGUCCAAGCUUUAACGUUAUUGGUGUACUCCUGAGUGGCGCAGUGGUCUAAGGCACUGCAUCGCAGUGCUAACUGUGCCACUAGAGAUCCUGGUUCGAAUCCAGGCUCUGUCGCAGCCGGCCGCGACCGGGAGACUCAUGGGCGGCGCACAAUUGGCCCAGCGUCGUCCAGGGUAGGGGAGGGAAUGGCCGGCAGGGAUGUAGCUCAGUUGAUAGAGCAUGGCGUUUGCAACGCCAGGGUUGUGGGUUCGAUUCCCACGGGGGGCCAGUAUAAAAAAAAUAUAUAUAUAUAUAUAUGUAUUCACUAACUGUAAGUCGCUCUGGAUAAGAGCGUCUGCUAAAUGACAAAAAAAAAAAUGUUAUUUAAAGCACCUUGUAACACCUUUUUGUUGGAUAAAGGUCUAAAUAAAGAAAUGUUGGUUGAUUUAUUGAUUGGAUUCAUUACGCUACGGUUGUGACCCUCUGCUCUGUUCUGUCCCAGGCAAGACGUUCCUGCGUGCCCCUCAGAUGAACAUCAACAUUGCUACGUGGGGUCGUCUGGUGAGGAGAGCCAUCCCCUCUGUCAACAACUCCUUCAGUCCUGCUCAGCUGCCUGACAUGGGGACAGAGCUAGGUCCUGAGUCCCAGUCCAUCCUGCACCAGUCCCCCAGGUAAACACACAGCUACACGCACACACACACACCUCUCACAUUGGUGACCUAUUGGUCCACACCUGACAGAUUGUUGAAGUGAACAGAAAUGGAAACUCUUCUGAAAGGACCUCUCUCUCUCUCUCUCUCUCUCUCCUCAGUGACCUGACAGUGACCAAACUGGAGUUUGGCAAAGAGCCCACACUUCCCCCGAAGCUUCUUCCUUCUACUGGAGAGCCCAUUCUGGAGAGCAGAACUACAGACAGAGAGAGAGUACAGGUAGCUCCGAACACAAUGUAUCAAUUCACCAACUCUGAAGGAUUCAUGUUGCUGUUGGUUAUUUUAGUAAAGAGAUGACCAUUUAAUGAGAGUUUUUCUGACUCGGUUCAUGCUGCUGUUCUUCAGCCAUGUUAUUUGAUUGCCCUUGUAAGUUGCUCUAGAGAACAUGGUCUGUAAUGUAAUGCUGUGACAGUUCUGUAACUGUUAAAGUUGGUUUUAUGUAACUGUGAUUGGUGUAUUUUGACCUAACCGUGAUUGCGAUUUGUUGUAUUUUGUUUCCCAGAAUGCCCUGUCUACAUUUGACUUCCUGAAUGACAGCAGGAACAGUGUGUUGAACAGUAAACUAGACGACAGUGUGGCGGUAGAGCAGCCAGAUGAGACGUCACCCGUCCAACACACCACAGAUACCAGGGAGGAGGAAGACUUCCAGUUCAGUCUCGUAGACUUUAAGUGUGUGGCAGUCCUGGGCAGAGGACACUUUGGAAAGGUGAGGCCACGCGUGAUCUUCAGUUCUCAGCAAGGCAGUAGUGAUGUCAGACGCUCGUGGCCUCUUCCCCCUUCACAAGAUCUAACCGCUCUCUGUUAUUCAACAGGUGCUCCUGGCUGAGUAUGAAAGUACAGGGGAGAUGUUUGCUAUCAAGGCCCUGAAGAAAGGAGACAUUGUAUCACGUGAUGAAGUAGACAGGUAGAACAUAACACCGACAACCUAAUGACAAUAUACACUUGAGUGUACAAAACAUUAGGAACACCUUCCUAAUAUUGAGUUGCAUCCACCCUUUUGCCCUCAGAACCGCCUCAAUUCGUCGGGGCAUGGGACUCUACAAGGUGUCGAAAGCAUUCCACAUGGAUGCUGGCCCCAUGUUGACUACAAUGCUUACUACAGUUGUGUCAAGUUGGCUGGAUGUCCUUUGGGUGGUGGACCAUUCUUGAUACACACAGGAAACUGUUGAGCGUGAAAAACCCAGAAGCGUUGCACUUCCUGUCACAAACCAGUGCGCCUGGCACCUACUACCAUACCCAGUUCAAAGGCACUUAAAUAUUUUGUCUUGCCCAUUAACCCUCUGAAUGGCACACAUACACAAUCCAUAUCUCAAUUGUCUGAAGGCUUAAAAAUCCUUAUUUAACCUGUCUCCUCCCCUUCAUCUACACUGAUUUGAAGUGGAUUUAACAGUUGACAUCAAUAAAGGAUCAUAGCUUUCACCUGGUCAGUCUGUCAUGGAAAGAGCAGGUGUUCAUAAUGUUUUGUACACUCAAUGUAAAUUUGACCUUAGACAAUAGAGACGCAUCUAUAUUGAUUUAUUUUGUCUCUGAUACAAUGAAAAAAAUCCUUAGAAAUGAAGAAUGAUCUGUGGUAAAAUAACUGACCUCUGACCUAUCCUCAGCCUGAUGUGUGAGAAGCGUAUCUUUGAGACCGUGAACAGCGUCAGACAUCCUUUCCUGGUCAACCUGUUUGCGUGCUUCCAGACCAAGGAACACGUGUGCUUUGUCAUGGAGUAUGCGGCUGGUGGUGACCUCAUGAUGCACAUACACACGGACGUGUUCCAAGAACCCCGGGCUGUGUGAGUAACCACUCCUUUUCCUGAUUCCAUACUACACUGAACAAAAAUAUAAUGGCAACAUGUAAAGUGUUGGUCCCAUGUUUCAUGAGCUGAAAUAAAAGAUCCCUGAAAUGUUCCAUAUGCACAAAAAGCUUAUUUAUCUCAAAUGUUGUGCACAAAUGUGUUUACAUCCCUGUUAGUGAGCAUUUCUCCUUUGCCAAGAUAAUAUAUCCACCUGACAGGUGUGGCAUAUCAAGAAGCUGAUUAAACUAGAACUAAUGUAGACUCAGCUUCCUAUUUCGCAACAAAGCCUCCUUCACUCAUGCUGCCAAACAUGCCCUCGUAAAACUGACUAUCCUACCGAUCCUUGACUUCGGCGAUGUCAUUUACAAAAUAGCCUCCAACACUCUACUCAGCAAAUUGGAUGUAGUCUAUCACAGUGCCAUCCGUUUUGUCACCAAAGCCCCAUAUACUACCCACCAUUGUGUGACCUGUACGCUCUUGUUGGCUGGCCCUCACUACAUAUUCGUCGCCAAACCCACUGGCUCCAGGUCAUCUAUAAAUCACUGCUAGGCAAAUCCCCCUCUUAUCUUAGCUCACUGGUCACCAUAGCAACACCUACCCGUAGUCUGCGCUCCAGCAGGUAUAUCUCACUGGUCAUCCCCAAAGCCAACACCUCCUUUGGCCACCAUUCCUUCCAGUUCUCUGCUGCCAAUGACUGGAACGAACUGCAAAAAUCUCUGAAGCUGGAGACUCUUAUCUCCUUCACUAACUUUAAGCGUCAGUUGUCAGAGCAGCUUACCGAUCACUGCAUCUGUACACAGCUUUUCUGAAAUUAGCCCACCCAACUACCUCAUCCCCAUAUUGUUAUUUAUUUUGCUAAUUUGCACCCCAGUAUCUCUAUUUGCACAUCAUCUUAUGCACAUCUAUCAUUCCAGUGUUAAUACGAAAUUGUAACUAUUUUGCACUAUGGCCUAUUUAUUGCCUUACCUCCAUAACUUACUACAUUCGCACACACUGUAUAUAUUUUUUAUGUUGUAUUUUUGACUGUAUGUUUUGUUUAUUCCAUAUGUAACUCUGUGUUGUUGUUUUUAUCGCACUGCUUUGCUUUAUCUUGGCCAGGUAGCAGUUGUAAAUGAGAACUUGUUCUCAACUGACUUACCUGGUUAAAUAAAGGUGAAAUAAAAAGUAAAUAAAAAAAACAGCAUGAUCAUUACACAGGUGCACCUUGUGCUGGGGACAAUAAAAGGCCACUCUAAAAUGUGCAGUUUUUGCCACACAACACAAUGCCAGAGAUGUCUCAAGUUUUGAGGGAGCGUGCAAUUGGCAUGCUGACUGCAGGAAUGUCCACCAGAGCUGUUGCCAGAGAAUUGAAUGUUAAUUUCUCUACCAUAAGCCGCCUCGUUUUGGAGAAUUUGGCAGUACGUCCAACCGACCUCACAACCACAGACCAUGUGUAACCAUGCCAGCCCAUGACCUCCACAUCCGGCUUCUUCACCUGCGGGAUCGUUUGAGACAGCCACCCGAUAGCUGGUGAAAAUGUGGGUUUGCACAACUGAAGAAUUUCUGCACAAAUGGUCAGAAACCGUCUCAGGGAAGCUCAUCUGCGUGCUCGUCAUCCUCACCAGGGUCUUGACCUGACUGCAGUUCGACGUCGUAACCAACUUCAGUGGGCAAAUGCUCACCUUUGAUGGCCACUGGCACAUUGGAGAAGUGUGCUCUUCACAGAUCAAUUCCGGUUUCAACUGUACCGGUCAGAUGGCCGACAAGUGUGUAUGACAUUGUGUGGGCGAGCGGUAUGCUGAUGACAACGUUGUGAACAGAGUGCCCCAUGGUGACGGUGGGGUUAUGGUAUGGGCAGGCAUAAGCUACGGACAACGAACAAAAUUGCAUUUUAUUGAUGGCAAUUUGAAUGCACAGAGAUACCGUGACGAGAUCCUGAGGCCCAUUGUCGUGCCAUUCAUCCGCCGCCAUCACCUCAUGUUUCAGCAUGAUAAUGUACGGCCCCAUGUUGUAAGGAUCUGUACACAAUUCCUGGAAGCUGAAAAUGUCCCAGGUCUUCCAUGGCCUACAUACUCACCAGACAUGUCACCCAUUGAUCAUGUUUGGGACGCUCUGGAUCGACGUGUUCUAGUUCCCGCCAAUAUCCAGCAACUUCGCACAGCCAUUGAAGAGGAGUGGGACAACAUUCCACAGGCCACAAUCAACAACCUGAUCAACUCUAUGCGUAGGAGAUGUGUCGCGCUGCAUGAGGCAAAUGCUGGUCACACCAGAUACUGACUGGUUUUCUGAUUCACGCCCCUACCUUCAUUUUAAAGGUAUCUGUGACCAACAGAUGCAUAUCUGUAUAUUCCCAGUCAUGUGAAAUCCAUAGAUUAGGGCCUAAUGAAUUUAUUUCAAUUGACUGAUUUCCUAAUAUGAACUGUAAAAUCUUUGAAAUUGUUGCAUGUUGCGUUUUUAUAUUUUUUGUUCAGUGUAAUUUCAUGGUGGAGUAAUGAAUGAUCUCAAUUGAGUCCUAAUGAAAUUGAGGCUUUGUUUAUUCUCAGUUGGGUAGAUGUGUGAUUGUCUGGUAAAAUAUGUCGAUUUUCAUGCUGUGUAUAUCUUAACCGCUUUAUUUCCUGUCUCCAUGAAAGGUUCUAUGCUGCUUGUGUUGUCUUGGGAUUGCAGUAUCUUCAUGACCAUAAGAUUGUAUACAGGUAUGCCCCACACACUGUUCACAUACAGCUGUAUAUAGUACAGUACUGUACAUGGAAUUGCUAACACCACAUAUUAUCAUUUGGUACUACAAUAGUUGAUGAUUGCCCCUCUUGCAUAUCAGAGACCUGAAGCUGGACAACUUGUUGCUGGACACAGAGGGAUACGUGAAGAUCGCUGACUUUGGCCUCUGUAAAGAAGGUGGGUGGAGAACAUUAGACACCAUCAGCUUUUUAGUGUCUAAUGGGGCCGUACAUUAUCAUGCUGAAACAUGAGGUGAUCGUGGUCCUCUGUAGCUCAGCUGGUAGAGCACGGCGCUUGUAACGCCAAGGUAGUGGGUUCGAUCCCCGGGACCACCCAUACACAAAACAAAAAAUGUAUGCACGCAUGACUGUAAGUCGCUUUGGAUAAAAGCGUCUGCUAAAUGGCAUAUUAUUUAUAUUAUUAUUAUUAGUCCGGGAAACCGGCCCUAGGGGUUUAAUGCAAGACAAGUCCAUCUCCCUCAGUCUUGAAUAAUUUGCCCUUUUGGUAUUGCUUUGUUAUGGUUGGCUUCAUUGAUCAUCUCUCCGUCUGCUGUUCCUGUAGGGAUGGGCUAUCAGGACCGCACCAGUACGUUCUGUGGUACUCCUGAGUUCCUGGCCCCUGAGGUGCUGACGGAGACAUCGUACACGCGGGCCGUGGACUGGUGGGGCCUGGGGGUGCUCAUCUUUGAGAUGCUGGUGGGGGAGUCCCCAUUCCCUGGUGACGAUGAAGAGGAGGUGUUUGACAGCAUCGUAAACGAUGAAGUCCGCUACCCACGAUUCCUCUCUACCGAAGCCAUCUCCAUCAUGAGAAGGGUAUGGUUUGCUUACUAAUGUAUCUCCAGAAUGUUAUUUAGAUCAGCAUGUAAAAUCAUUCAACGUACACUGAGGAUACAGUCAUGUUUAUUGGACUAUGUUCACCAAUUUAUGGAGUAUAAGGUAUAGUGCAUUCGGAAAGUAUUCAGACCCCUUGACUUUUCCCACAUUGUUACGUUACAGCCUUAUUCUAAAAUGGAUUAAAUAGUUUUUUCCCACUCAUCAAUCUACACACAACACCCCAUAAUGACAAAGCAAAAACAGGUUUUUAGAAAUUUUAGCAAAUGUAUUAAAAAUAUAAAACUGAAAUAUCACAUUUACAUAAGUAUUCAGACCCUUUACUAAGUACUUUGUUGAAGCACCUUUGGCAGCGAUUACAGCCUUGUCUUCUUGGGUAUGACGCUACAAACUUGGCACACCUGUAUUUGGGGAGUUUCUCCCAUUCUUCUCUGCAGAUCCUCUCAAGCUCUGUCAGGUUGCAUGGGGAGCGUCGCUGCACAGCUAUUUUCAAGUCCGGGCUCUGGCUGGGCCACUCAAGGACAUUCAGAGACUUGUCCCGAAGCCACACCUGCGUUGUCUUGGCUGUCUGCUUAGGGUCAUUGUCCUGUUGGAAGGAGAACCUUCGCCCCAGUCUGAGAACCUGCUCCAGAGCACUCAGGACUUCAUCAAGGAUCUCUCUGUAUUUUGCUCCGUUCAUCUUUCCCUCGAUCCAGACUCGUCUCCCAGUCCCUGCCGCUGAAAAACAUCCCCAUAGCAUGAUGCUGCCACCACCAUGCUUCACCGUAAGGAUGGUGCCAGGUUUCCUCCAGACGCUUGGCAUUCAGGCCAAAGAGUUAUCUUGGUUUCAUCAGACCAGAGAAUCUUGUUUCUCAUGGUCUGAGAGUCCUUUAGGUGCCUUUUGGCAAACUCCAAGCGGGCUGUCAUGUUCCUUUUACUGAAGAGUGGCUUCCGUCUGGCCAUUCUACCAUAAAGGCCUGAUUGGUGGAGUGCUGCAGAGAUGCUUGUCCUUCUGGAAGGUUCUCCCAUCUCCACAGAGGAACUCUGGAGCUCUGUCAGAGUGACCAUCAGGUUCUUGGUCACCUCCCUGACCAAGGCCCUUCUCCACCUGAUUUCUCAGUUUGGCCGGGCGGCCAGCUCUAGGAAGAGUCUUGGUGGUUCCAAACUUCUUCCAUUUAAGAAUGAUGGAGGUCACUGUGUUCUUGGGGACCUUCAAUGCUGCAGACAUUUUUUGGUACCCUUCCCCAGAUCUGUGCCUCGACACAAUGCUGUCUCGGAGCUCUACGGACAAUUCCUUCGACCUCAUGGCUUGGUUUUUGCUUUGACAUGCACUGUCAACUGUGGGACCUUGUAUAGACAGGUGUGUGCCUUUCCAAAUCAUGUCCAAUCAAUUGAAUUUACCACUGGUGGACUCCAAUCAAGUUGUAGAAACAUCUCAAGGAUGAUCAAUGGACACAAGAUGCACCUGAGCUCAAUAUCAAGUCUCAUCGCAAAGGGUCUGAAUACUUAUGUAAAUAAGGUAUUUCCGUUUUUUAUUUUUAAUAAAUUUGCAAACAUUUCUUAACCUGUUUUCUCUUUGUCAUUAUGGGGUAUUGUGUGUAGAUUGAUGAGGAUUAUUAUUUUUGAAAUCCAUUUUAGAAUAAGUCUGUAACAUAACAAAAUGUGGAAAAAGUCAAGGGGUCUGAAUACUUUCCAAAUGCACUGUAAAUGCAUGUUCUUUGUAACUAACUCAACUCUUCCUAUCCCCAGCUGUUGAGGAGAAACCCAGAGAGACGUCUUGGGGCUGGUGAGAAAGAUGCAGAGGAAGUUAAGAAGCAUCCAUUCUUUAGGGUAGGUUCCCAGUAUUGGUUUAUGGUCCCAAUCUGUACGUGUGAAACGUUUAUCAACACUUCCUAUGAAUAAUACUCUUCAUAAUGCAUUUAUAUCUCCCUUGACGGUCUCUCGUCUCCUGUAUUCCCUCAGAGUGUGGACUGGGAUGGUCUACUGGCUAAGAAGGUGCGGCCAGAGUUCAUUCCCACCAUCAAGGGUAGAGAGGACGUCAGUAACUUUGACGACGAGUUCACCUCAGAAGCACCGAUCCUGACUCCGCCACGGGAGCCCAGGGUUCUGACAGCCGAGGACCAGGAAAUGUUUGGUGACUUUGACUACAUCGCAGACUGGUGUUAG
Molecule: messenger RNA, 29508 nt
Organism: Coregonus sp. 'balchen'
Lineage: Eukaryota; Metazoa; Chordata; Actinopteri; Salmoniformes; Salmonidae
Source: the annotation of a GenBank genome assembly